CGCCCUCCCCCGGGUUCUCUCUGGGGAAAGGCAAUUGGACGCGAUGAUUCACCUUCAGCAAGAGCAGCCUCCGCGGUGCAAAACUCCUCGAGUGGCCCGGCUCUCCCUGGAUCGCUCAGGCUCCGGUGUGGACCCGGUUCUGAGCAGGCUCGCCGGCUCGGCUCAGCUCUGCUCUGCUCUGCUCUGCGCUCAGCCGCCGCCGCCGCCGCCGCCGUCCCCUCCGGCGAGGCGUCCGCGUUCCCGCAGCUCGCACCCAGGUCCCCGCCGGUGCCCCUCUCCUCCGACACCUGGGCGCCGCCGCCCGUCGACUCCCAGUCCACUUAGCAGCAACUCCUGGCCAGCGGCAGCCCCGCGCCCCCGCCUCCCAGCGCAGGCGGCCGGAGCUCCUCGCGGUCCACCCGCGGCCGCGCUAAGGCAUCGUGGGCUCCCGGGAAGGGAACCCUCUGCUGCACCCCCCUCCCCGCGCCCCCCAGCAGGCACGAGUGCGCGGAGUGGCUGCAGCUGUGGAGGGCAAACUACCUUCCUGCAGAAAAACACAGUGAAAAGACGAGGCGAACGCUACAAAUGCUGGACUAUGUCUCCCUCUAGCGGGAAAACUGAAUUAGAACGCUUGGCUGGUUAGCCCUGGGACUCCCUCUAUAUAUUUUUUUUUUCCUACAAAUAAAAAAGAAAAUCCUAUCCGAUUCCAGAGAAUUUGGCAUUUCUACAACUUCCAAACUCGGGUGGAUUUAAAGCAGUCAUAGGUUCUGAGCAAGAAUGACAUGGAAACUCUGGACUCUGCACUAGUAUUAAAACCAUCUCAACAUCUUCAGAAUAUCGGCCUUCCCCCACGAGGAGUAAAAGGCAUGAUUUAUCAUCUUUCUAGUUUCUAGUUCACAGGGCCUUUGUGAUUUCAUGAAAACCUGUAAUUUUUAUCAUGUUUACUUCUGUUGUUAAAACAUGGGAUGUUUGAUUGUACUUUUUCCAACUUAGCCCACUGUGUUUUUA
Messenger RNA from Onychomys torridus (southern grasshopper mouse), 987 nucleotides. Its product is annotated as neural Wiskott-Aldrich syndrome protein-like. The coding region runs from base 44 to 622 and encodes 192 amino acids. Lineage: Eukaryota; Metazoa; Chordata; Mammalia; Rodentia; Cricetidae. The record is from RefSeq and is a predicted model, not a curated record. The transcript is spliced from 3 exons.